UCUCUGAAAUCCCGUGGUUAUGUGAAAGAGCAGUUUGCGUGGAGGCAUUUCUACUGGUACCUGACCAACGAGGGCAUCCAGUACCUGCGCGAUUACCUCCACCUUCCCCCCGAGAUCGUCCCCGCGACGCUGCGCCGGAGCCGCCCGGAGACCGGCAGACCACGGCCCAAAGGUCUGGAAGGUGAGCGCCCUGCGCGUCUCACUCGGGGAGAAGCCGACAGGGACACGUACAGACGCAGUGCUGUUCCACCUGGUGCUGACAAGAAGGCCGAGGCUGGUGCUGGAGCAGCCACUGAAUUCCAGUUUAGAGGUGGAUUUGGUCGUGGACGUGGUCAGCCGCCUCAGUAGAACGUCCUGCUCAUGUUUUGUGUAUAAUAAAAUAGGUGAAAAUGCCA
Messenger RNA from Mesitornis unicolor (brown roatelo), 395 nucleotides. RefSeq names its product ribosomal protein S10 (gene RPS10). The transcript is spliced from 4 exons. The record is from RefSeq and is a predicted model, not a curated record. The annotation marks the transcript as partial. Gene Ontology annotation, molecular function: RNA binding; structural constituent of ribosome. Gene Ontology annotation, cellular component: cytosolic small ribosomal subunit. Lineage: Eukaryota; Metazoa; Chordata; Aves; Mesitornithiformes; Mesitornithidae.